Messenger RNA from Pleuronectes platessa (European plaice), 525 nucleotides. It is a transcript of the gene vopp1b, whose product is annotated as VOPP1 WW domain binding protein b. Lineage: Eukaryota; Metazoa; Chordata; Actinopteri; Pleuronectiformes; Pleuronectidae. The record is from RefSeq and is a predicted model, not a curated record. The coding region runs from base 1 to 525 and encodes 174 amino acids. Gene Ontology annotation, cellular component: cytoplasmic vesicle membrane. The transcript has 5 exons.
AUGGCCGCAGAGUGUCAGUCUUUAAUAAUCUGUCCUUCUCUGUUACAGUGUGUAGGGGCGAAAAAAUACUGCUGGUAUUUUGAAGGUGGAUACCCCAUCUACUUCAUAUGUCGCUCUUAUGAGGACUGCUGUGGGACUCGCUGCUGUGUGAGGGCCCUGUCCAUCCAGAGACUAUGGUAUUUCUGGGUGCUGCUGAUGAUGGGGGUGCUGUUCUGCUGUGGUGCUGGUUUCUUCAUCCGCAGACGGAUGUAUCCGUCCCCUCUGAGAGACGAUCCGGCAUUCAACGUGUCCUUCACCAGGCACCCAGCCACCUCACCAGUUUCCCAGCAGCCAGGAAGUAUGCAUGGCUUCGGGGUCAAUGGGAUGACGGGUGGUGACCCGGGGAUCACCAUGACCCACCCAGCAUACGCAGCACAGCCUGGCUCCGCCCAUAUGAUGAUGAGCUCCUAUCCUCCACCUCCAUCCUACUGCAACCAUCCACCACCGUCCUACGAACAAAUAUUUCAAAACAGCGACAAGAAGUAA